AUGGCUAUUUACUCCAAAGAUGAGGCCUUGAUGUGUAAGGUCUUCCCAUCUAACUUGGGCCCCGUGGCGAUGAGGUGGUUCAACGGUUUGAGGGCGAACUUUAUCGACUCCUUCAAGAAACUCACCCGGGCUUUUGGUGCUCGUUUUAUUACUUGCAAUAGGGUUCCUCGGCCUCUGAGAUCUUUAUUAUCUAUGUCCAUACGGGAGGGUGAGACUCUGAAGGCAUAUUCGAAUAGAUACUGGGAGAUGUUUAAUGAAAUAGAAGGAGAGUACAAUGAUGUGGCCAUUAGCACUUUCAAGGCUGGUCUUCCAGCAGAGCAUGAUUUGAGGAAAUCUCUGACUGGUAAACCUGUUACUAGUGUACAUCAAUUGAUGGAUUGGAUUGACAAGUACAGAAGAGUAGAAGAAAACCAACUGCAGAGGAUGAGAAAAAGUAAAAGGAUUAUUUAA
Molecule: messenger RNA, 450 nt
Organism: Quercus lobata
Lineage: Eukaryota; Viridiplantae; Streptophyta; Magnoliopsida; Fagales; Fagaceae
Exons: 1
Coding region: 1-450 (149 amino acids)
Source: RefSeq, a predicted model, not a curated record